Oxyura jamaicensis (ruddy duck) is the source of this 8322-nucleotide messenger RNA. RefSeq names its product membrane palmitoylated protein 6 (gene PALS2). Gene Ontology annotation, molecular function: protein binding. The transcript is spliced from 12 exons. The coding region runs from base 138 to 1760 and encodes 540 amino acids. Gene Ontology annotation, cellular component: plasma membrane; cell-cell junction. Lineage: Eukaryota; Metazoa; Chordata; Aves; Anseriformes; Anatidae. The record is from RefSeq and is a predicted model, not a curated record.
GAAGCGGCGGCGGCGGCAGCGGCGGCGGCACCUCAGGCUCGCGCUGUGCCCCCGCCGAGCGGCGCCUCGCGGGGCCGAGCCCGCCCAUGGGGCUGUAGCGGAGCCCGCUGAGGAGGGGACGGGGAGCGGGAGCCGCCAUGCAGCAGGUACUGGAUAACCUCACUGAUCUGCCGACGUCAACAGGCGCUGAAGAAAUAGAUCUGAUUUUUCUCAAAGGAAUUAUGGAAAACCCUAUUGUAAGAUCACUUGCUAAGGCUCAUGAGCGACUAGAAGAUUCUAAACUUGAGGCUGUCAGUGACAACAAUCUGGAGCUGGUGAAUGAAAUUCUUGAAGACAUCAGUCCCUUAAUAAACAAAGAUGAGAAUAUUGCGGAAUUGGUUGGAAUACUGAAGGAGCCUCAUUUUCAGUCACUCUUGGAAGCACAUGAUAUUGUGGCUUCAAAAUGUUACGAUUCCCCUCCUUCUAGCCCAGAAGUCAAUAAUUCUUCAGUGAACAACCAAAUUGUUCCAGUAGAUGCUAUUCGUAUUCUUGGAAUUCACAAAAGAGCAGGAGAACCACUGGGUGUUACGUUUAGAGUUGAGAACAACGAUCUGGUAAUAGCACGAAUUCUCCAUGGCGGAAUGAUAGAUCGACAAGGUCUUCUGCACGUAGGUGACAUUAUUAAAGAGGUGAAUGGCCAUGAAGUUGGAAACAAUCCAAAAGAACUGCAGGAACUGCUGAAAAAUAUUAGUGGCAGUGUCACUCUGAAGAUUCUCCCCAGCUACAGAGAUACUGUUAUUCCUCAACAGGUUUUUGUGAAGUGUCAUUUUGAUUAUAAUCCAUAUAAUGACAACCUCAUCCCAUGCAAAGAAGCAGGUUUGAAAUUUUCUAAAGGAGAAAUUCUUCAGAUUGUAAACCGUGAAGAUCCAAAUUGGUGGCAGGCUAGUCAUGUCAAAGAAGGAGGAAGUGCGGGGCUUAUUCCUAGCCAAUUCCUGGAAGAGAAGAGAAAGGCUUUUGUUAGGAGGGACUGGGACAACUCAGGGCCUUUCUGUGGAACAAUAAGCAGCAAAAAAAAGAAAAAGAUGAUGUAUCUCACUACAAGAAAUGCAGAAUUUGAUCGUCAUGAAAUCCAGAUCUAUGAGGAAGUAGCCAAAAUGCCUCCUUUUCAGAGGAAAACAUUGGUCUUAAUUGGUGCCCAAGGAGUGGGGCGAAGAAGCUUGAAGAACAGGUUUAUAGUACUGAAUCCUACUAGGUUUGGAACUACAGUGCCAUUUACUUCACGAAAGCCAAGGGAUGAUGAAAAGGAUGGGCAAGCAUACAGAUUUGUGUCACGAGCUGAAAUGGAGAUGGAUAUUAAAGCUGGCAGAUACCUAGAGCAUGGAGAAUAUGAAGGAAAUCUUUAUGGCACUAAAAUUGAUUCUAUCCUUGAAGUUGUUCAGACAGGAAGGACCUGCAUCUUGGAUGUGAAUCCACAGGCCCUUAAAAUACUGAGGACUUCAGAAUUCAUGCCCUAUGUAGUGUUCAUUGCUGCUCCAGAGCUGGAGACUUUGCGUGCUAUGCAUAAGGCUGUGGUAGAUGCUGGAAUUACAACCAAACUUCUCACUGACACUGAUUUGAAAAAAACAGUGGAUGAAAGUGCCCGGAUCCAGCGAGCGUACAACCACUAUUUUGAUCUGACCAUUGUAAAUGACAACCUAGACAAAGCCUUUGAGAAGCUACAGACUGCUAUAGAGAAACUGAGGCUGGAACCACAGUGGGUCCCCAUUAGCUGGGUAUAUUGAGCGUGCUGAAGAUGAGCAUAAGUAACAAAUAAAAUCAACUGCAGCAAAUAAACUAAUGUGACAAGAUGUUGUGUAGAUACCAACGAUAACCUGCGGCACCUGUGCGUUUUUACUCUGUGUAUAGUCAAAAGUACACUAUUCUGACUUUUUAUAAAAAAAAUGUUGAAGGGAAAGUGUACUUAAAUAUGUAAUUUAUUUUAAUUUUUCUAACUUUUUACAGAUAACCUUUCUAUUCAUAUCACAUGAAGGAAAUGCGUUUAAGCAUUUUAUAUGUUUUGAUUUAGUACCUUUGCCUUUUUCAUCUAAGAAACUUUCAGUCAUUCACUUUAACAUUUACAUCCUGGUCUUACAUUUUCACUGUGAUUAAAAAGAGGAUACUUGAAACAAUUUUUGUAAAACUUGUUAAUGUCAGUGUUUAACUGGUCAAAAGUCUGUAGCUUUUAUUAGGAAAGAACACUAAUUUCUUUUUUUUUUCCUUAAAAAAUAGUAAUUUAAUGGGAGCAGAAUUCUAAAUACUAAAAGCAACAACCAACACCCAGCUCCAUUGCUCCAGCUUCUUUCUCAUUGCUCCAGCUUCUUUCUGCUUAAUGUUGAUGCAUUCUUGAUGUUUCACAAAUUCCUGAUGUCUCUUGAUUUAGACAACUGUACUGUUCUGUAGGUUCCCUUAUAUGUGUCUCUUAAAAUAACAUAAAGCAAUACCUUGCAAGCUUGGUUAGUUCUUGGGAGCUAACCUGUUAGCCUGUUACGGUUGAAGUACCCAUGUUAGAAAGCUUGUACGCAAGGUAUUUCAGUACAAUGGUGAAGUAGCCUAGAGAGAACCUGAUAACGUGGAGCCUUGUAGAAUGAAGCUUAAUGUUUAGCGAUGUUUUUUCACACUUGUGAAAACACAUUGCUUAAAAAAAAGGAAAAAAAACAGUAUUUUAUUUUCUUAGGACAUUGUUUGAUAUUUAUAUAGUGAUCUGUGGCUUAAUUUCCUGUGAUAUUUAGCUAAGUUCUCUAUUAUCUUCUGGAAUAUUUGUGUGAUAAACUGUUGUAUUUUUGAGCGUGAUAUAAUGGAAUUUCUGUGCUCUUUGUUGCAUUGUGUUUUUAAUUGAUUUUUUCAUCCAAUAGCUUGUGAAUUGGAAGCUUACUGCUAAAAAGCAAUGUUGUUUAUCCUGUUUUUGUUUUACAACAUUUUCAUUUAGGUUUAGUGACAAUUCUCCCCUUAGUAGGCUCAUUGGUACAAUUCAUAUUAGCUUCAAGUUCAUUCAUCAAAACUUACGCUAAUGUAAAUUUCUGCUUGACAAGAACAAAAUGGAAAUAUAGCUUGUCGCUAAGACUAGCUCUUUUUGUGCUCACAUUUUAUAUUACCAUCUUAGCUGUUGUAUAUAGUAACAUACACCAUCAAUUAUCAGGUUAGGUGUCUAAACACAAGUCAUCUAUUUGUUUAAUUGCUCUUCCACCUGGUGACAGGCACCUGGCUUCUGAAUUAUUUUUCAACACCAAAGCGUGACACAGAAUGCUGUCAAAAAGGCAACGUCCUCAGAACUGUUUCUGAAGGAAAAGAAGCUUCGACACUGUAAAUCAGUGUCGUUUCUGGGGCUCUUACAUACUUCUAUGUGCACAAGGGAAACUGUUGAUACGUAGUAUAGGAAGUGUAAAUGUAAAAAAAAAAAAAAGAGAAAAUCAAAAACACCCCACCUGUAUACUAUGGAUGAUAUUUACAAAGCCUAUAAAGUUGGUUGUUUGGUGAGCGGGGAAGGUGGGGAGCAAUGUGAGAUCCCAGAGCAUUUGGAAAAUAUGAAUCAAAAAUGUGUGUAAGCACAGGUCAUCGGUGCGGCUGUUAACGCUGAGAUUUCAGUCUUUUAGAGGGAAUUUGACAUUUUCUAAGCAAAAUUUGUACCGCUACUUUGCUUUAUUGUUACAGUUUUCAGGAUGUGUUUGCUCUGGUUUUGUUUAAGUUUGGCAGAGCUUUGAAGCGUGGCAGCAGCACAAGACCUUUAUUUGCCUUUCCCAGGAGACAUGUUCUGUGAUCCUGUCGCUCAGAGGCUGCUUUGAGAAAUGGAUCAAAUGUUUUAUGUAGCAGCAAAGAUAGCAGAGCCAUUGCUUGACUAUUUUGAUGACUUACUCUUGGCACUACAAGCUGAACGUGACUAAACUGUGUUUGUAUACUGUGUAACAGAAGACUUGCAUAUGCUGUAAAUAAGAUGUGCUAACUGGACAGAUAUGAUGCCUUUUCAUUGUAAGUUAGAAAAUGCUCUAUUUGUGAUGCCAAAAGUGGGCUGAGCUCACUCUUCCUCAAAUAAUGGAAUGAGAAGAUUCUUCAGUUCCGACAUUGUUGCUGUUUCUAUUGCAGAAUAUCACUCAUUUUCAUGUUUUUUUUUUUUUGUACACUUAGCCAAAUGAAUCCCAUGAAACAUGGGCACCAAGGUUUAGUAAAGAAAACCGUGCUCCUUCUAUUUCCAUCUCAGAUCAUGCUGUCAGAAGAGCCUACCUAGUGAGCAGUCUCCAAAUAGCCAUGCAUUUGCUAAAGGCUAAAACUUCAGCUUGUGCUUAAGCUCCACAUAGCGUUUUAAAAUCUAGCACAUUUCAGUUAGCACAGCAGAGCCUAGCGGCUGACCCUGUGCUGGUAAUGUCGAUGCUAAUGAGAAGUACGAUUCUGAAGCAGUAAGAGAUGGGUUGCUUAGGUUGCAUUCAAGGAUCGUUAGCAAAGUGACUGCAGGUUUUAAUUGGAUGGUCACGUGCAAGUGUUAAAAAAACAAAGAACAUUCCUUGCAUCUGUUUGUUAAAUUAUGCAAAUUGAGAGUCCAGAUUGGCAGGUUUGUAACAUUUUGGAUUUUUUUAAAGCGAAAUCAGAUUUUCAUCGGAUAUUCUGUUUAGUUUGUCACUACCUGGUAGGAUUACUAGAAUAAAAGUUAUUUUUAUUAAAACAAAACAAAACAUUCUUGGAGGGUCUUAGAACAAAGGUGCCAUUGCAGUCAUACACAGAGUGGUGAUAGACUCUACCUGUUCUUUACAGCAGAUCAGAAGUUAGAUAGGGACCUGCACAUUGUGCAAUUAGGGGAAAGAUGCUUUGAAAGGCUAGUUUUGAGCAAGUGAAAACUUUUCAUAUAACAGCUGUGUGAAGUAUUCUUAGGGGAUUUCAAAUAACAAGGAUUUCAUGUAUCUCAUUCUGUAUGAAACAUUCAUUUUCCGGAUACUAACAGGAAAAGUUUUUACAUUGACUGUUAAUAACAAUAGGUGUGUCUGAGCAAGGUGAAGAUGCUGCUAAAUGUUUAAGAUAUGUGGUAUGUAUCACAAGAUAAUUAUUUAAGUAGUUUAGAAAAGUGAAUUAUCAAAUAGUUGUCUGUGUAUAUGUAUGUAUGUGGAUGGUAAAACAAAAAAUGCUCAUGUCUGCUACCACAUUACUAUCUACCAUGACUUAAUCCAGAAACGUACCUGCAUGUGAGACUAGAACUGGUACACUUCUCUACCUGGUUUAUUGUGUUUACUAAUGUAUAUUUUUCUAAAUAUACAGAUAUUUCAAUCUAAAAAUUCUAUAUUUAUCUGUAAUUUCUAUGUUUUAAACAGUGCAUGAGGUGCUGUAAAAUUCUGUACAUAUAGAGAGACUUAUAAAAGAAACACUGUAGUUGCCCUGUGUAUGAAGAGUUAUACAUAAAAAUACAGUCAGUACGCCAAGACCCCUAAGUUAUUUCCUUAAACACACCAAAAAUUCGUCUAAGUAUACAUCAACCUCAACUUUAAUGUAAAUACUUUGGUGUACGUAUAUCCAAGUGACUGAUUACCUUGCUGUCUCUUAAGUUACACUGGCAGGCCUACUUGAGGUUCCACAUCAUGUGACGAGCUGUUUGACAAUAUGUCACCUUGCAUGGACCUACCAAGGGCUUUACAGAUGAUCUGCAAAUAUAAAAUGAGGGUAAAAUCACGUACUGAGCCAGGCACGGGAAAUAAAUUUACACCCAGUGCAGUAUUCCUCAUUUGUGCACAGUCCUCAGGUCAGUGCAGCUCUGUGCACUUGAUCAUAAGAAAAGCUUUCUGCAGCAGGACAGCAGACCCUCUCUUCACUCUGGAAUUUGUGUUUACAUAAACUCACAGCUUUGACAGGCUCAAAAUGGAAAAAAAUUAUUUUGCUGAUCCUCUGUUCUAAUUCAUUGCAUCUUCUAAAAUCACACCAAAGUGGUUUGCUGUACGAGUUGCUUGCAGCUCGGUGUUAAGGAAGUUGUCUGUGGUUGGUUUGUUGGUUUUUAAAGGGUGAUUCAGAUAAUAAAUAGGAAACUCUUUUUCUCUUUUAAACACAGAAAAUUCCUAGCUUGGGACCCUUUGGAGCCAAGUUUGCCUCUCUGUUGUGCUUAAGGACCAGUAUAGAGUGACCAAGUAGAUCAGUAGAUCACAACUUCAGGAGAUCUGGGUUAUUGCUGUUUUUAUACAAACUGUUACUGUGAACAAGAACAAAUUCAAACUUCCUUUUACCUAUUCCUUGGUUUUCCAUCCAGUCUUCAUCUAUCUUCUUCGUUCAGAUUGAAAGCUGAGGCAGAUGCCACUUCUCAAAGCAUCUAUAGUGCCUACUGCAAUAGCUUCCCAGCCGCUCGUUGUGCCUGUAGGAACAGCUUUAAGACCAGUUGCAGGUGGAAUUCUGUCACAUCUAUCAUGCAAAUGGAUACGGAUUAUUUACUUCAUGUAGGGUUUCUUGCCUCACCCAAGUUCUGAAGCGUUAAAGCACUGUGUCGUUAUUGCCAAACUUAAUGAUACUACUUUGCAACAGUGUUAGCGAUCAAUUUAUCCGUGGUCAGGUUGUACUUAGUUGAUGUGAAGACUUCUAGUCUGCUAGACUUGCCUUAAAUCUCUCUCUAGCUGUCAGUCAUCUCGGGAGUUCUUCAGUUAAGGUACUUUCACUUGCUUUCUCUGGCAGACUGUCAUUAUUGAAGGUGGUGAAAUGAAGUCCUGGCCCCCUUCCCCAAACAACACCCAACCCCACCCUUCAGUUUUGACUUUUUAAAGAACCUUACUGACGUGAAUUGUUUGGGAUUCCCAACUUGGCUUGUAGAGGUAGUAGUGUUCAAUACAGACACCGGUAUUCCAGAAUGGUGUGACGUAGUGCUUGCAGUCCCAACACUAAAGAAACAAUCCUAAUACAUUGCAAACACUUGUAAUGAGUAUUAAGAGGCAGCUUUGGCUUCCAAAUAUAUUCAAAGUGCACUCACACACACACGUAGAGCUAUGUAGAUAGAUAAGUUAGUCUUAGGGUUAAUAUACUGCAAGAAAUUCAAAACAGCAUCUGCUAACUUACUUGAACUCUUCAUCUUGGACCACAGUGGGGUACUAUUCCACAAACCGUCACUUGUUGAACUGCUGAAUUCUUAGUUCAUUUACUGGUACCGAAGCUGGAAUUUACCUGCACAGACUUAGAAACAAAAAUUCCAGCUUGGUAAAGGCUGUUAAGCAAUUUCACAUCUAAACUUUUUUUUUUCUUUAAGGAGAGUUUCAGUAAUAUUUAUUUUAUAGGAUACAUUGCAUUUAAAGUAAAUGUGAAUUUUGUUUUCAAUAUUUUUAACCCUUUCUCCUGCUAGUUGGGUAUGGAUUUUCUUUUGCUGCUAAUGCAGUGGUUGGAUGUGGAAUAUGGCCAAGCUGCCAAGUCAUGGCUCUGUAAGUAGCUAACAUUUACCUAGAAUAUGAUAAAAUCUUUUCCAAAAACCCAAAUAAAUUCUCAGUUCUCUGAUAUCUUACACAAUAUGUAGUGUAGAGCAAAACUAAUGAUAGUGCUUUGUGCAGUUCUGGGAGUGGCAGCAAAAUUGUUAGCUGCCAAAAUCGGGCUUUUUUUUGGACUGAUUUUUGUUGGUUUAUGUCUUGUACACACUUAUAUACGGAGAGAACAGCAGAAUGGAUUUCUUCCCCUUUAAAAAUGCACGUUGAGCUUUCCCUCCCCAAGUCCCGCAUUACACAUUACCUGUUUGCAACACUUGAGUACUCUGAUAGAAGGGGAACCUCCUCCUUAGGAUUUAGAAUACAAGAAAGUUUGCCUCCUUCUCCCCCCAAAGUGGGCUAAUAACUAUAAAGUCUUGUUUAAGUAAGCGUACUGCUUUAAAUGUGUAUUGAAAGUCUGUCACUGUGCAUUUCUUUACCUUGCUUGUUCUCACAAGGUUUUUUUUUUUCCUAUUGGAAGCUUUGCAUGUUGGAUUUUUUUCCUUCUACAGAAUACUAAACUGGAUUUGACACUUGUAAAACUUUAAGAACUGCUCUCCUGUAAAAAAAAAUAAAUACUUCUUAUUAGAAAACAUCAUACAAAAGAAAAUCUUAACUAUUUCUAAUGUGAAGCUGAAGAUGAUUUAGUACCUAAGUGUUUGAAUACAAUGCUAUAGAGCAGGCCUAGAUGGGACUUGUUAGCAUUCUGACUUGACAUUAAUAAAGUCAGCUAAUACGUAGGACAUUUUUAAAUUGUAAUUUGUUUUUUAAAACCCCCAUUGUCUUUUUCACAGCUAAUAUUUUCACAAUAAACACAGCCAAGCAUAAAAAUAUUAAUGUACAAAUUGUGAAAUUCUGUUAAUUCCCAACAAAAUAUUUUUGUAUAUAAUAAAGAUUUAAUAUU